This is a messenger RNA of Linepithema humile (Argentine ant), 1113 nucleotides long. RefSeq names its product transmembrane protein 114. Gene Ontology annotation, cellular component: membrane. NCBI's taxonomy places the organism in Eukaryota, Metazoa, Arthropoda, Insecta, Hymenoptera, Formicidae. The record is from RefSeq and is a predicted model, not a curated record.
AUGCGAUCAGUGUCAUACAGUCAAUCAGUACGUUUGGACGGUAGAAUUUCUCUUACGUGGCGUUACAUCCUAUUUUGUGAGGUCUGUCGCGCCAACAAAGAGAGAACGGUAUUUUCGGUGUUUUGCGCUCGAACCACAUCUCCCGAGAUAUUUCGAGGUUGUCUUUCAAGCAGUUAUAAGUUUGGAGGUGAAUAGUAGUAUAGUAUAUAAUAGAUAAUCUUCAGGCUGUAUGUAUUAGAUACGAGUUUUUAAACUGCUAUUAAAAACUAGAUAGAAGAAACUAAAGAGACGAGAUGGCAAGUCGAAUGAAAACUUUAUACAAUCAGGUUAUAUUCGAGAGACGAAUUCUUCUGGGUUGCACCGCUCUCGUAGGACUCUCGAUAUGCAUAUGGUCCGUGGCUAUAGGAACUGACCAUUGGUUUACACUAGAAUCGCCAGAUGAUCAAGGUUUGCCUUUAGGAGGCGCUGGUAAGAAGGGCAGAAGAUUGAUCUACAAACAUAUGGGCCUUUGGAGAGGCUGUAUCACUGGAGUUGUGCCUGAAGCGGACAACCUCACGAAUAUUAUAUCUUACAAAGAAUGCAAGUAUUUGAAUAUGUUUCCAACGGAGAUACAAAUAAAACUGGAUUCAAGUUUGGACGCGACAGUAUUGAAUUACUCCAGGACUCUAGUCUCAUUCGCCUUGAUCAGUCUUUUCGUAAUGGUGAUGAGCUUCUGCUUUUCGAUUUACACAUUCCUAAAUCCACGCUACAUGUUUAAACGUCUCGCCGGGGGAAUACAUCUCAUAACUGCCGCUUGCAACAUGGUGGUAAUACAGGUACUGCUUUCUUCAAUCGAGUACGAGAGUAAUCACGUCCCAGAGACUUUUCCGAAAGGAGCAUUAAUGAAAUACGACUACUCUUUUAUUCUCGCAUGGAUCGUAUUCUUAUGCAAUCUGCUGGCCGGACUCGCCUUUAUGCUUUUUUCAAAGAAGAGAAAGAGGGAUAAAGCACCUACGGAAGAAAUAGCUAUGGCUGAUGAACCGACAAUAAUAGGACGUUAAAAUUUUCCUUUUACCGAUGUUCUUUUUCUCGUUGUUGUUGUUGUUGUUGUUGUUGUUACUGUUGUUGUUAUUG